UGGUCAUAUCGGGUGAUUCAGGUGAAGCCCAUCAAACGAGUUGCCCUUUCUUAAGUCUCAGGCUCUUCCAUUUUCUUCGACUUCCACCGAACGUUUAAUGAACUACGCAUGGAUCCGAAGACGGACAAACUCGUUAGAAGAGCGACUAUGGUGGCCACUAUAACUGCUUCCUAUUUCCUUCUCACUGCCGACUACGGCCCCGAACCUAACGUCCUUGAUCCUAUCAAGAGGGCUUUAAAAUCAGCAGAACAUUCUGUUAAAAGUCUUGUUUUUGGCUCAGAGAAAGAAUCUCAAGAAAGUGAAAAAGGGAAAGGAAGCUCCAAUGUUGCAAGGGAACAUCCAUAGUCCAUUUUCAAUUACUUCGCAAAUGCUAGAGUGUUGUUGAAUUUUGGGAAAGAUACAAGAUGGAACGCUGAUGGUUUUCUGUCCCUUUGCCACUUUGGCAGAUUGCUUACUGUCUUUUGUAAAGAAAUUGGGCUUGUAGAUCAGAUGCUAGAGGUAACUACCAAAAAGAAAAAUUCAGAUGUUAGAGGUCUUAGAUCGGAUGCCAUUACCACAUAAGUUGCUUUUUCUAAGCUUUUUUUGUUUUUUCUUUGUGAUAUCCAAGCUUUGGAAUUCAGAGAAGCUAUACUUAAGAGUAAGGAAAAUAAUUUGGAGUUUUACAAGUCUUCCUGACCACCUCUGGUUUAGUAGAGUUGGUGUUUGGCAUAGAGCAACCUUUUCAGAAAUGUCACAGGAUUGAAAUCCUGUUAGUUUGCUGCAUGCUCUCUAGGUUGAACACCCUUCAGCCCAUUCUGCCUCCCUAAGUCACAAGCGCUUGGUUGAAGGGCUCUAGAGGCUGAUUGAAUAGAAACAAUAAAAAGGAAAAGGAAAGGAAUACUUGCUACAUUCCGGUUCAUAAACGAGUGGGAAAUUUCAAGUUCUUAACCCGGUUUCAUAUGCAUGGUUUCUAAUCUUACAUGUUACCUCUUAUGCCCCACACUUCCCCUAGUGCCGAGUCUAAUUUUCUUUUCAAUUUCUGUCAUUUGUUGUUCGAGGUCGAGGAUCACUCCCAGGAACAGGUAUUGCGGGAUUGCAGCAUGUAGGAGAUUAGUCCUAGAAUGAACCCAAAUGAAAUUCUUUGAUUUGUAACUAUGAUGUCAGAAUGAUGUGAAUGAUUCAACUUUCAAAUGGUUAGAAUCCCUUAUUCGGUAUU
This is a messenger RNA of Nelumbo nucifera (sacred lotus), 1195 nucleotides long. Its product is annotated as UvrABC system protein A. NCBI's taxonomy places the organism in Eukaryota, Viridiplantae, Streptophyta, Magnoliopsida, Proteales, Nelumbonaceae. The record is from RefSeq and is a predicted model, not a curated record.